UAGAAAGCUCUCUGCUGAACGUCCUCCCCCGGGGCUCCUCCCGGGACACCAGCCUUCGUCUUCAGCGGCUCGCGCAGCCCAGGACUCGCGGGUGACCGCGUCCCCACCCCUCCGCGCUCCAACGACGGGGCGGCCGGUGGCAGCCGGUGGCGGUGGUGUUUCGGUUUUCAUUGUUGUGUGGGCUCUUUUUGGUUUUUGGCUUUUUUAACCAAAAAAAAAAAAAAAAAAAAAAAAAAAAUACUCAAAAACAAUUAAUGAUCAGACCUAGGAAAAAACAAAAACCCCCGAAUAGAAACAAAACCUUUGAAAUGCUGGAUUCAAAAAACCAAAAGUUAUGUGGACAGCUCCUUUGAGACUGUUAAAAAACUGGUACAGCAGGUCUCCACAGCGCCAAGAUCUAACUAAGCUUUAAAAGGUCAAGAAGUUUUAUGGCUGACAAAGGACUCGCGCCCUGCGGAGGGCCUUUCCCACUCUGAGCUUCGGGAGACUUGGGGACUUUGCCCCCACCCCUUCCGUGUGUCCGAGUCGCAUCUCUGCGAGCGAGGGCCCAGAUGGUUUUGCAUGGUUGAUCCGAGGGAGAGAGGCGGGCGGGGUGGCGUGGAGGCGGUCAGCUCUUACCUGAGGCUCAUGGCACUGCGCUGCCCGGCGGGCCCUGCUCCUGUCGCGUGAUGUCGCCUGCCAUUGGUUUUUGCUUGGGGAUAGCUGGGAGUAUGGCCACCCUGCUCCACGAUGCGGUAAUGAAUCCGGCAGAAGUGGUGAAGCAGCGCUUGCAGAUGUACAACUCACAGCACCAGUCCGCCCUCAGCUGCAUCCGGACGGUGUGGAGGACCGAGGGGUUGGGGGCCUUCUACCGGAGUUACACCACGCAGCUGACCAUGAACAUUCCCUUCCAGUCCAUCCACUUUAUCACCUACGAGUUCCUGCAGGAGCAGGUCAACCCUCACCGGGACUACAACCCACAGUCGCACAUCAUCUCAGGAGGGCUGGCCGGGGCCCUGGCCGCAGCUGCCACAACCCCCCUGGACGUCUGUAAGACCCUCCUCAACACGCAGGAGAACAUGGCGCUCUCCCUGGCCAAUGUCAGCGGCCGGCUGUCGGGCAUGGCCAAUGCCUUCCGGACGGUGUACCAGCUUAACGGCCUGGCGGGCUACUUCAAAGGCAUCCAGGCCCGCGUCAUCUACCAGAUCCCCUCCACUGCCAUCUCCUGGUCCGUCUAUGAGUUCUUCAAGUACUUCCUCACCAAGCGCCAGCUGGAGAAUCGAACUCCAUACUAAAGGAGCAGGCUGUGGGAAGUGGUUCCAGAAUCUUUUGUUCUCAGAAGGCUUCCUCUGCCUGCCUCAGUCCCCUCGCCCUCACACCCAGGGUGCUCCUGGUGGGCCCUUAGAAAGAAGGGAGGACCGGACACCUGCUGACCUGAUGGCUGUCCCUGGGGACAUCCAAGGAGGCAGUGGAAGGGAAGGACUUUGGAAGGGGAGCGAGAAAAGACUUUCUCCUCCUGCCCCGAAAAGAAUGUAGCUUUUCUGCUUCACUGUGACAGUCUCCUCCGUAGAUCCUUAGAUCACACAGCAGGGAAGAGGAAGCACAGUGACCAGUCACAUUAAAGGAAGAGAGUUUAUGUAUAUAAAGGUUCCAUUACACAGUCUAAAAUAGGUGGAUAAUGUUUAUCCUUUAUUUUUCUACGUAGAAGUUUUUGAAUUUGUGUGUGUGCUCGUGCGUGUCCAUAAAUAGUAUUACAGCUGGGACGACCGCGUUGUUUUUAAAAAAUGAGUGCUGAAUUCUUCCAUCAUGCUCAGUUCAAAGGCACCCAAGUAAUCAAUGGCUGAAUGUGGCCUGAAACUGUGUAGCACCCUCAGAUAGAAGUUUCACUUGAAUGUAAAUAAUAAAUGUUAAGUUAAUAUUUGAAUUUCUCUUUUACUGGGGGAAAAAGGUACGUUAAAAAAGAUCAAAAUGAUAUAUUACUUGCAGUUUUUUUUUGUUUUUUGUUUUUUAAAUUCAAUCAGUCACCUUCAUGUGCCUUUUUCCUUUGUCCUUCCUAAAAAUUCCAGGACCAAAGAUCAGGCCCUGGCGCAUUUUCUCCCGCUGUGUACAAACACGCACACGUGUGGGGCGGUGGGCUGCUUACGCUGCAGGUUGGUGGCCCCAGUAGCAUCAGGUCGACUCGUCUUCACCCUGCUGAGACUGGGUCCUCCCUUGGGAGAGGCAUGGCUCUGCCUCCCGGGUCAGCACUUAGAAGCCCUUGAUAUGCUAGCAUUUGGCUACGUUGGGCAGGUCUUUGGGAGAAAUCCUGCCUUUAUCCCGGGACUUAUUUCUGUGUCGCCUCUUUUCUCAGGCACAUCGGGUCACUUGGUCUCUGUUUUGACCAAGUCUCCUCCUUAUCUAUGUUUCCCCGUGUAGUCUAGAGAUUUAAAGAAGAAACACAGCCAGCCUAUUUCUGGCCCUUGGCCAUCCACCUGCCCUGUCCCAACCAUCAAUUCCCCCUUUACAACCUCUCACUGCUCAGUGACAAGACCAGGCCAUCCAGCCUGGGCCCUGUUGCUGAAUCCUGACCUGAACCCUUAUGUGCAAGCUAAAGGACUCUCUCCAGAUCCAUUCUUCAGCAUUGACUGCUUAGUGUCACCUGAGAGCACAAGGCCCCACUGCCUUUUCUGAAAUGGAGUCAGAUUGUCGCUAAGAGAAAAUAACAAACCUGUUUCCUCUGGCCAUGCCACUCCAUGUGCUUCCAGACCACCAUCCAAGGGAAGACUGGAUGGCCUCACAGUUCAGCCUGACUACGAAUGAGCAGGAAGCACAUGUGUCUUCAUUUUAAUGGACCAGGGUACUAUGGCAGUGGCCAGUGGGGUGCCUUGUGCAGGGGGCUCUGCCUGGGCUCCUUUGGAGGGCAUGACUGUCUGGGAAUCAGGUUGUACUCAGAGAAACUUCAUCUGGGGACCACGCACACAGUGCCUCUGGGUGGGGGUUUUGUCCCAGUAGCUAAGAGAAGUUGUAUAAUAAAAGAAUUGACUUCCUUUUUCAGAUCAAGGAGGGGAGAAAGCCACUUUGGUGACCUCCCAUGUGUGACCCGUGAGCACAUCUGCUGCUGGGCUGUGGGUUGGCUGCUGACCUGCCCCUCCUUGGGGUGAUACCCCUGGCCUCAUGGAAACCCACUGCAGCAGUGUCCUGUGUUCCUAGGGCUGCAGCGAGCCAGUGCUGGUGCUGGUGUUGCUGCCAAAAGUGUGCCCCCUGCUCUCCAGCCCUGCGGCGGGUCAGUGUGAAAUAGUGCUCGGUGCUGCGGGUCGGGGAGGACGUCAGGUUGCAGAUCCUAAAGCAGAAUUUAAAUCAAAUGCUUCCUGCCACCCUUUCCAUCCACUGAGUACACCACCAUGCUGCAAAAUCCUUACUUCCUGUAGGAUUUUGUCCUCAGUGAUACAUUGACAACGGAAGCUCUUGACUUCCGGGAGAGCCUCUUUGGUUAGGGGAUGCAGGAUGGAGAAUCGGAAAUGGGACUUGACUCUCUGGGCUGGGAGUCCAAGGCUCCUCUUGACCCUCCCCUCACUGUGAUGGUGGAUGGGUUGACGGGACGGUCACCUGUCCCACCAAGUCAUCAUGAGGUGGAGUGAGUAGAUGUAUCUGAAAGGCCUUUUCAAGUCGAGAAGCACUAAACAGGAGUGUUUGUUAGUUUUGUGGUAAUUGAUUUUUCCCCUCACCCUUAGCUUGAAAGUUGAUAUUUUCACCCCAUGCGGACUGUAGCCCAUAGGCUGAUUGUGAUUUUGACAUAUUGUGAUUUUGACAUAGUAAAGUGUGAAAUAGGAAAAUGCUUCCCCCUCCUAGUGACCAACUUACUCAUGGCAGAUUCUUGGUCAUGAGUGACAUCGCAGUCUGGCAAAGUAGGAAGUACUCUUACUUAAAAUGACAGUGUGCGUGUUAUGAGCAUUAGGUGUCUCUCAGACAUGAUUGGAGGUUCAACCACUUGUACAUCAGAGUUUAGAAUAAAACAUUGAUUUAUUUUUUUCAAAUGGGAGAAUCAUCCAUCCAUGACUAUGUUCUCUUAACUUUGGAUUGAAUCUAGCUAUUCUGCUUCUUUGUUUUGUAAUGCUUGAUGUCUGGGUCCAACAACCAUCCCCCAGGGGCCUCGAUAGCUGCAUCUCCAACACAUUGUUAUGCAUAUGAGGUUUUACUUAACUUUAUUUAAGGAUGAUUGUGUCUGUGAAAUACAAUUGUACUGCUGCUUCCUACCCGCAAGAUGCACGUUGUAUGUGAUAAGGGUGAGCAAGGUGUUAUUUCUUAAGCAUCUCUGCCUUGCAGUCGCCGCCAGCUCUUUGAAGAAAUAGAGAAAUGUGCGCUCGUGUGUGGGGGUGUUUCUGAUAUGCUGCUACAGUUGUAUCACUGGAGCUACAGAAAAUAAAGCAUUGAUC
Molecule: messenger RNA, 4391 nt
Organism: Sciurus carolinensis (gray squirrel)
Lineage: Eukaryota; Metazoa; Chordata; Mammalia; Rodentia; Sciuridae
Gene: Slc25a37
Product: solute carrier family 25 member 37
Exons: 3
Coding region: 669-1274 (201 amino acids)
Biological process (GO): iron import into the mitochondrion
Cellular component (GO): mitochondrial membrane
Molecular function (GO): ferrous iron transmembrane transporter activity
Source: RefSeq, a predicted model, not a curated record